This is a messenger RNA of Fusarium fujikuroi IMI 58289, 846 nucleotides long. RefSeq names its product UBI4-Ubiquitin. Gene Ontology annotation, cellular component: cytoplasm; nucleus. NCBI's taxonomy places the organism in Eukaryota, Fungi, Ascomycota, Sordariomycetes, Hypocreales, Nectriaceae. The transcript has 3 exons. Gene Ontology annotation, biological process: modification-dependent protein catabolic process; protein ubiquitination. The record is from RefSeq and is a predicted model, not a curated record. Gene Ontology annotation, molecular function: protein tag activity; ubiquitin protein ligase binding. The coding region runs from base 1 to 846 and encodes 281 amino acids.
AUGCAGAUCUUCGUCAAGACCCUGACCGGCAAGACCAUCACCCUCGAGGUUGAGUCUUCUGACACUAUCGACAACCUUGAGGACGGCCGCACUCUCUCUGAUUACAACAUUCAGAAGGAGUCCACUCUUCAUCUUGUUCUCCGCCUCCGUGGUGGUAUGCAAAUUUUCGUCAAGACCCUCACUGGCAAGACCAUCACUCUCGAGGUCGAGUCGUCCGAUACCAUCGACAAUGUUAAGUCGAAGAUCCAGGACAAGGAGGGUAUCCCUCCUGACCAGCAGCGUCUGAUUUUUGCUGGAAAGCAACUGGAAGACGGCCGAACCCUUGCCGACUACAACAUCCAGAAGGAAUCUACCCUUCAUCUCGUCCUCCGCCUCCGUGGUGGUAUGCAAAUCUUCGUCAAGACCCUUACUGGAAAGACCAUUACUCUGGAAGUCGAGUCAUCCGAUACCAUUGAUAAUGUGAAGAGCAAGAUCCAGGACAAGGAGGGUAUUCCUCCGGAUCAACAGCGACUCAUCUUUGCUGGCAAGCAACUUGAGGAUGGCCGAACUCUUUCCGACUACAACAUCCAGAAGGAAUCUACUCUCCACUUGGUGCUCCGUCUUCGUGGUGGUAUGCAGAUUUUCGUGAAGACUCUGACUGGAAAGACCAUCACUCUUGAGGUUGAGUCUAGUGACACUAUCGACAACGUGAAGAGCAAGAUUCAGGAUAAGGAGGGUAUCCCCCCUGAUCAGCAGCGUCUUAUCUUCGCUGGUAAGCAGUUGGAAGAUGGUCGCACCUUGAGCGACUACAAUAUCCAGAAGGAGUCAACUCUCCACCUCGUUCUCCGACUUCGCGGUGGCCAGUAA